This is a messenger RNA of Ficedula albicollis (Collared flycatcher), 2014 nucleotides long. It is a transcript of the gene GNAS, whose product is annotated as GNAS complex locus. Gene Ontology annotation, biological process: sensory perception of chemical stimulus; adenylate cyclase-activating dopamine receptor signaling pathway. The coding region runs from base 1 to 918 and encodes 305 amino acids. Gene Ontology annotation, molecular function: GTP binding; GTPase activity; D1 dopamine receptor binding. The record is from RefSeq and is a predicted model, not a curated record. Gene Ontology annotation, cellular component: heterotrimeric G-protein complex. The transcript has 10 exons. Lineage: Eukaryota; Metazoa; Chordata; Aves; Passeriformes; Muscicapidae.
AUGAAAAUUCAGGAUAUUAAAAACAAUAUUAAAGAAGCUAUAGAGACAAUAGUGACAGCAAUGGGCAAUUUGGCACCUCCAGUGGAACUAGCCAAUCCAGAGAACCAGUUUCGAAUCGACUACAUCUUAAAUUUAGCAAACCAGAUAGACUUCGAUUUCCCUCCGGAGUUUUAUGAACACACAAAAACCCUUUGGCAGGAUGAAGGUGUGAAAGCCUGCUACGAGAGAUCCAACGAGUACCAGCUGAUUGACUGUGCACAGUAUUUUCUAGACAAGAUUGACAUAGUCAAACAGAACGAGUACACCCCAUCUGACCAGGAUCUUCUCAGAUGCAGAGUUUUGACAUCAGGAAUUUUUGAAACCAAGUUUCAAGUGGAUAAAGUAAAUUUUCAUAUGUUUGAUGUUGGAGGGCAACGAGAUGAACGCCGAAAAUGGAUCCAGUGUUUUAAUGAUGUGACUGCUAUCAUAUUUGUGGUGGCGAGCAGUAGCUACAACAUGGUGAUACGAGAGGACAAUCAGACCAAUCGGCUGCAGGAAGCACUAAACCUCUUCAAGAGCAUCUGGAACAACAGGUGGCUACGGACCAUUUCAGUAAUCCUUUUCCUGAAUAAACAAGAUUUGCUAGCAGAGAAAGUUUUGGCAGGGAAAUCUAAAAUUGAAGACUACUUUCCAGAAUUUGCUCGCUACACUACACCAGAUGAUGCAACACCAGAGCCUGGUGAGGAUCCCAGAGUUACAAGGGCCAAGUAUUUUAUUAGAGACGAGUUUCUUAGAAUCAGCACAGCAAGUGGAGAUGGAAGGCACUACUGCUACCCUCACUUCACGUGUGCCGUGGACACAGAGAACAUCCGGAGGGUUUUCAAUGACUGUCGGGACAUUAUUCAGCGCAUGCACCUUCGCCAAUACGAGUUGUUGUGAUGGAGAGCACUUUUUUCUGUGUUUUGGACUCCUUAUUCCUUAUUAAAAAAAAGAAAAAAAACACCCUUGCCCACAUAGGGUGGAAGAGAACUGUUUGAAUCUCCCAUUGAUUUGCACCCCUCAACUUUUUCUCCUUGCUGGACAAUAGCAGCACUUCUAAGCUUGCUUCUGUACCCCUCGGACAGUUUGAGAUGGCCCCUAACACUUAAAAGGCCAUUUCCAUGAGGAUUCCCUAACACUGUUAUUAACAAAAAAGAGAGAGAAAAAAAAACCAAACCAAACAAAAAAAAAGAAAUAAAACCUAAUUAAUUAAAAGUCCUGAAUGUGGAACACCUGAAAGAAUUGGGGAUGAAAAAAUUAAAACGUUGAAACAAAAAAUUGGGGGAGAGAAAACUUUAGGUAAUUUAGCACUGCUGUGGGCAUAAUCCUAUAAGCCGUGAUCUCCACUUUGUAUCACUCACUGCAUCCGAGUAACGAAGGUGCCAAGUCACAGACCAAGUUUGAAGACAGACCCUUGAGUUUGGUUCUCUGACUGUAAUGUGGCUUUGGGCGGAAAUACUGACAAUUCUCCAGCAGACCUAGACAGUGCAAAAACCAACUGCUACCUUUCAGAAGGGUAUUUUUAAAACCAGUCUUGGUGGUCUAAAGACAACCAUGGACAUUUAUGAAUUGAACUGCGUAUGGCCUGUGAUUGCAGAAAGAGUUAACCACACACUGUUUUCAGUUUGUCCACUGAUGAUCCCGUCUGCUCUAAAAAUCAUUAUCUAGACUGUAGUCCUCACAGUCUUUCCCUUCUUUUUCUUCUUCCCUUCCCUCAUUUUUUAUUUUACUGCUGGAUUAUUAUUCUUGUACAGACUGUAAAAUGUAUUAUUUUGUACAACUUUAUUGAAAAUAACUUGUAGAAGAUCUUUGUGCCUUGAUUAUGGCUGUACCUGUACAAUGAGCUAAGAUGUAAGUAUGUUUGAUUGCGCUGUACAGCUUUGUCAACCCUAUCUGCAGCAUUAGCUCAAGGUAGGGAAAAUUUAUCUGUAGUUUAGUUUUUCUGGUUUAUAAAAGAAGGAAAAAUACUGUUUAGUAAAAAAAAAAAAAGGAAAAA